GACCACUGUCACUCACCUGUCAAAGAGCAUGGGAGCUUUUCUAUUUCUGCUGAUUCUGGCAUUUCUCAAGAGCCAUAGUGCAGAAGGAACUGGAUGUUUGAAUGGCUUAACUUCAUCACCCGCAUCCACUUGUGUUGACAACAAAACGUGUGUCGAUGUCGCUUGUGGGGAAAAUGCAACAUGCGUAAAUGAAAGUGGCACCUUCAAGUGCAAGUGUUCCGUCGGUUUCACCUACAAAACCUCCAAGAUGGACAAGUGUGAAGAUAUAAACGAGUGCCUAUCGGGUGGCUGUCCCAGUGGAGACUGCUUCAACACCCUGGGAAGCUACUACUGUCAAUAUGUGUGA
Esox lucius (northern pike) is the source of this 346-nucleotide messenger RNA. Its product is annotated as fibulin-1-like. Gene Ontology annotation, molecular function: calcium ion binding. Lineage: Eukaryota; Metazoa; Chordata; Actinopteri; Esociformes; Esocidae. Bases 29 to 346 code for a protein of 105 amino acids. The record is from RefSeq and is a predicted model, not a curated record. The transcript is spliced from 5 exons.